AUGAGUUAUCUAAGUUUGGCUGCAUUUGCAGCAGUUACCUUCGUUGUAGCUUUCCUCGUCAAGCAACUUGUCUGGCACCCAUUGGCGGCGUACCCAGGUCCGCUGCUGGGAAGAUGCACCAAUCUUUAUGCCGCGUAUCACGCAUGGAGGGGAACGCUUCAUAUUGACAUGUACAGAUGUCAUCAAAAAUACGGCCCCGUUGUCCGCUAUUCGCCGUCUCGCCUACUUAUCAACAGCAGCACGGCUGCCCGGGAAAUCAGCUCCCAUGGUGCAAAUGUCAUCAAGUCAAAGGCCUACCAGGCACUCGUUCACAGUGCCCCAAAUACCUUGACAAUUCGCAACAGAGAAGAUCAUGCACGCAGACGUCGUAUCCUGAGUCUUGCCUUCUCUGAUGCACAAUUGCGCGCCUACGAAGCUAUCCUCCUCCGUCACAUAGAGACACUUUGUCUCAACUUGUCUGACAAUGCAAAGUCUCAGGCAUCGAGCUCUGGGUCUGAGGCACUGGACAUGUCUCACCAGUGUGACUACUUCACCUUCGAUAUCAUGUCAGAGGUCAUCUUUGGCAUGAAAUACAAUGCCCUCAGAGAACCAAAGUACCGCUUUGUUAUGUCAGCCUUGGAGGCAUCCAAUGUCCGUAUCAGUGCCUUGGUCCAAGCUUCGAGUCUUGCGCUCGGAAGGGUCGACAAAUAUCUGUUCGCCGAGUCAAUCAAGUCCAGGAACAAGUUUCUCGGGUUCCUUGGUUCUCUCCUGAAAAGCAGAGCAAAGGCUUCCUUCUCUGACAAUGGCAAUGUCUUCUCAUAUCUUGAAACAGCCAAGGACCCGGACGGCGAGUCAACACUCAGCAAGUCUGAGAUACGAGCAGAAUCAGCUACACUAGUGGUUGCCGGAUCGGACACGUCUUCGACGACACUGGCAGCUACCUUGUUCUACCUCAGUGGAAAUGCCAGGGCAUAUGCCAGGCUGUGUCAUGAGAUCAGAUCGACCUUUGACAGUGUGGAGGACAUUCGCAUCGGGGCCAAGCUUAGCUCAUGCAAUUAUCUAAGAGCAUGUAUUGAUGAGGCGCUGAGAAUGUCGCCACCUGUAGGAGGAGGAAUCGAUGUUGGUACUGGGAUCUACAGUCUGCAUCACCACGACGACUACUUCGAUUCUCCAUUCGAGUACAAGCCUGAAAGAUGGGUUGUAGGCGAGGGCGGAUCGACCAAAGAGUCGGAGUUGGCACGCACAGCAUUCUAUCCCUUCUCGAGUGGACCUCGCAGCUGCGUCGGCAAGGGAUUUGCGUAUCAUGAGAUCACGUUGACUUUGGCGCAUAUCCUUUACAGGUUCGACUUCACCAGGUCUACAAAAGAUCAGAAGUCGUUUGGUGGGUCGACUGGCAACGUGAAUGAGUUCCAGAUGUGGGAUCAUGUUACAUCCGCCAAGAAGGCCGAGUUCGAGUUCUUGACCCCUAAUGAUAUCUGCUGGCCAUCUGAUAAAGAGUGGGGCCGAUUCAAUAGCUCCAUCGCCGGAAACCUCAUCCAGACGGCCCCACCUGCGGCGCCGUGUUAUGCCGGACCCAAUCGGGAUGCCGCCGCUUGUGAAGCGGUCACCCAGGGCUGGAGCACGGCGACUUUCCAAGCAUCUCAGCCCAUCGGCUAUGACUAUCCUCUCAACUCCUCUUGUCCACUAGCUCAGUUCACUGCCAAUGCCCCCUCGGCCAACUGCACAAUCGGAAACUCCCCAGUAUUUGCUGUCAAUGUCACCGACGAGGAGCAUAUCUCGAAGGCGGUCGAGUUCGCCAAGAAGAAUAACAUUCGUGUCGUCAUCAAGUCUACGGGCCAUGACUUCCUCCAAAGGUCGACCGGCUACGGUAGCCUUUCCAUUUGGUUGCAAAACUAUCGAAAAGGUUUCAAUUUCCAUGACGACUUCCAGGUCGUAAACGAUUGUCCCAAGACGGACUGGAAAGGGAGCGCAUUGACAAUCACUGGAGCCUACUCGUGGUCCGAUAUCUACCCCACUGCGUUCGAGAAGAAUCUCAUCGUCGUCGGUGGAAACAACAGGGGACCUUGUGCCACUGGCGGUUGGACACAAGGAGGCGGGCACAGCCCGGUGACUCGCUUCUAUGGGCUCGGUGCCGACCAGGUCCUGUCCGCAAGGGUCGUCUUGGCAUCUGGAGAGAUAGUGACUGCAAGCCCUUGCAAUAACUCUGAUCUGUUCUACGCCAUCCGUGGAGGAGGAGGUGGUACCUACGGGGUCGUGACACAGAUGACAGUCAAGACCUACCCUACCAAGAACAUUGAUGCCAUCGACGUUGUUAUCGGCACCGCGUCAACAAGCGCAAAUGCCUCGGCCAAGUUCAUCGAUGCGAUGACAGAUAUUUAUUCUUCCUAUCCUUAUCUGUCAGAGGUUGGCUUCGCCGGCUACGGCGCCUGGGCUAUGAAUAGCCCAGUGCCCAUCGGCGGCAACUUUUCUACUUUCUACACUCAGACCUUCACUACGCUGGGCAACGACGCAGCAGAGGCGACCCGGUUGUUCAAGCCCAUCGCAGAGAAGAUUACCCCUCUGAAAGACGCCGGCUUCACUGUUUCCAUUACGCAGAAGGCGUACACAGACUAUGGUGCUUACUACGCCAACAAGUCAGGAACAGAUGCAACUGUGGGCGGCGUCUCAGCCCUGGCCUCUCGCUUGUUGGGAAAAUCAGCGUUGGAGGGCAAUCGAGAUCAACUUCGCAAAGCUAUGGAUAUAAUGGCUGGAAAGGAUGGCAAGGCCGUGUUCCAUACCAUCGUUCACCAUGGUCUUCAGACGGCGCAAGAAACGCGAGACAAGUCAUCCGCGGUUCAGCCUGGAUGGUACGAUGCUGUCAUUCUCGACAUCUUUGAGAGACCGAUUCUCAGUGGCGAGCUUUCUGUGUCAUCGAAUAUCGAUCUCUUCGACGACGUCCGUCAGAACGUACUCCCAGUCUAUCGGGAACUUUCGCCAAGCACUGGAACUUACAUGAACGAAGCGGAUUGGGGCGACACGAAUUUUCAGGAGGACUUUUACUCCUCAAAUUGGAAGCAACUGAUUGAGAUCAAAACCAAGUAUGAUCCAUCUGGGGUCUUUUACUGCCAGACUUGUGUCGCUCUCGAGAAGGCCGCUGUAACGGUCGCAAUGGUGGAGCCGAAGGCAUGUGCGCUUGCUGGUAACGCAAGGGUGCAACAGAACCAACCAGAUCACGCGUAA
Messenger RNA from Colletotrichum gloeosporioides, 3198 nucleotides. Its product is annotated as FAD-linked oxidoreductase apf9. Gene Ontology annotation, molecular function: monooxygenase activity; iron ion binding; heme binding. The record is from RefSeq and is a predicted model, not a curated record. The coding region runs from base 1 to 3198 and encodes 1065 amino acids. The transcript is spliced from 12 exons. Lineage: Eukaryota; Fungi; Ascomycota; Sordariomycetes; Glomerellales; Glomerellaceae.